Dicrocoelium dendriticum is the source of this 4284-nucleotide messenger RNA. The record is from the annotation of a GenBank genome assembly. NCBI's taxonomy places the organism in Eukaryota, Metazoa, Platyhelminthes, Trematoda, Plagiorchiida, Dicrocoeliidae.
GCUCGUUGCGAUUGUUGCACUUCUUGUUAUUGCUGUAUGCCGCAGUAUUGCGAUACAACUGUUUUACUAUUAGUCGUUGCAACUGCCUCUCGAUGAUCUGUUCAUACGUUAUGAAGAUUAGUAAUCAUACGGCCACUUCUAUUCAUGAUUGGCAUGAAACUGUACUUUCCUCAAUUUGCCAAUUUUGCUGGCAAUCAACUCCUGCCGUCUCAAUGUGUUGCGGCGAUUUAUCUUAAUGGAUUCAGAGGACGAAUUUUUUGACGCCCCUGAAGCAUUCUCCCUCGGCUCGCACGUCACUGAAUGGAAAGUGAGUGAGGAUGAACUAUUGUGUUCAUCGUUUGAUUUUGAACACAAAACUGCGCAACGUCGUAGCCGAGUGGAAUCGUUGAAGAGAAGUUUUGUGGAGUACGCCGCUUCACAUCCGCCCUUAUCGGGAUCGUUGUACUCGGUGAAUUGUUAUGCAAACCGUCCAAUAUCCCUUCAGGACCCCAAUUCAGUCUAUCAUGGAACCAAUGCAUUUGAUAGCAGCUACUCGAAAGCAAAUACUGACACAUCUUCAGGCGCGUACCCCGAUGAAUCAAUAUCGCGGCUGUGGGCUUCUCUUGGGAGUUACCAAAAAACAGCUGAUCAUGUUGACCAGGAUUUGGGUCUAUUCACCCGACCUUCGCAUGCUCCAACAGAUUUGGAAGUCACGGCUUCCCAUCCUCCUCUUCAUUAUAUCCGAGAUGGAUCAGCCGAUGCUCUCCAACUUAAUUCGCAACGAUCUCAGCCGCCUUCCCGGGCUAGAACGUUCAAUGCUCCCAGCACACAUCUACAUAGCUCACUGGAUUUCGCUCGGACGUCAGCUACUAUAGCCACUUUCCAUCCCAGCGAUGUUUCUUUGGGCACUGCUCAACGAACUUUCUUGCCUGGCCUAACAGAACAAGAGAGUUAUUAUAACUCAUUGGCUGAUACGCUCAACUCGGUCUGUGCCACCUCAUCAGCUGUUCAGCGAUUUCAAGGGGUAUCUUCUGCUCCUGAGGUAUCAGAUAGCUUGAAGUUGCGCCCUGAUCCGAAUUCGUCAAUGGCACAUGCGAAAUCCUGGUCGCUGGACACUGCCAGGCUACAUCUGACUUCCGGAACCUCAAAUGAUGUAUGGAGCCGCCAAAUUCCCAGCGUGCCCACAGUGCCCGAAAAGCUUGCCGAUUUCCCGGAUUUCCCCGCUCUUCCUGAUCCAACGCUGGAUCGGGGCUGUUCUCCUCAGCCUGUCUCAAUCCAUCGCCCAGCACAAUGCACGGGUGUGACGUGUUGUCUUCAUCGACACUCGAAAGUGCCCGACACUGGGUCACGCGAAGGAAAUGUUUCGGGUAUUCUGCCUGUUUGUUCUGAUAUCUUCUCAUCUCGGAAUGCACGCAACGCUGCUGUCAAUACUGUACCAGCCUUCGCCAAAUUCGAUGCGAACGAUCACGAAGCAACACUCAAAGUGAAACUCAGCGAUUUACCCUCGCGAGAUCGAACUCUUAACGCGACUGAAUUUCAAUACCGGAGUUUAACAAAAAGUAAGUCGAACAAACAGGAAUUGAAGGACAGGCUUCCGGAAGCCGAAUUGCCUCGCACUGGUGAUGGAACCACUGGCAAAAUUUCCAAAUUUCAGAAGUACUUCCGUGAGACUGUAAGUGCGAUGAAGUCGGCCGCAAAGACCAAAAUUUUCAGUCAGGACGAAGAGGAUUCAGACGAAGACGAAGAAGUUAUCGGCAAUCAGGGUAUACGGAUCCGCUCAUCAAGGCAUUCCAGAAGUCGUCGAGAGUUCGUGCGGAUAAAGCUAGUGCAAGAAAUGAAAAACGAGCACACCGGGGCAAUUUGGGCGAUGCGUUUCUCUCCCUGUGGUCGACUUCUAGCUACCGCCGGUUACGACCGAAACAUCCGCAUUUGGGUCCUCCGUCAGUGGUAUUCCUACUUCAAACGGUUACAGAUGAUUCCAAUCGGUCCCGAUGAUAAGGCGAAAUUCGCUCCCUCUGCUUGUGGUGGUGAAGCAUGUACCGACUCUACAAAUGUUAAGAACACAUUUGAUUCCGUCAGCAUAACUUCCAACUCGCUGUCCGCCUCAGACAAGACUGAUGACAGUGGUUCCACAUGCAGUUCCACGCAGACCGGUGUGUCUCUGUGGGGCGGUCCGAACGAUUACACCCACCCGUGCGUGCGUCUUGUGAACGAACCCGAUUUGGAACGUGGACGAAGGACUGUGUUUCGUGCUCAGCCGCUGCUCGUCUAUCGUGGACACGAGGGUGUAGUCACCGAUGUCACAUGGUCCAAGAACCUGUUCAUUCUUGCCACUAGCAUGGAUCGUCAAGUGCGAUUGUGGCACAUCAGUCGACGUGAAUGCUUGUGCCUGUUCCAACACAACGACACUGUGCCCACCAUCGUUUUUCAUCCCAAGGAUGACAGGUUCUUUCUCUCCGGUAGCCUGGAUGGUAAACUUCGGCUAUGGAACAUUCCAGACAAGAAAGUUCGUUUCUGGGUCGAAGUCCCUAUGCCAAAUGCCUUACCUGUAACAAGCAACGCCACUGGGAGCUUCACUGUGUCCAGCCUAUUCAAACCGGCUUCCGCAUCCAUUUUACCAACCGCCUCUCCUCUUGGAGUGACCUCACGGAACCUUGAUCCUAAGACUAUCAUCACCUGUGCCGCUUUCGCGUGCGACGGGACGAAGGUGGUUGUGGGCACCUAUGACGGUCGAGUCAUGUUUUACAAUAGUGAGCUCACCUACAUUACUUUCAUUGCGAUCAAAAUGGGGUCAACGAGGAAGGGUCGACAUUGUCGAGUAACUGCAAUCGAGCUCGAUCCCACUGACUCGAAUAAAAUUCUUGUCACUUCCAAUGAUUCAAGGCUUCGACUAAUAGACGCUCGUGACUACCAUACAUUGUGCAAGUAUCGCGGAUUUGUGAAUGAAACGAGCCAAAUUCGGGCUUCAUUCAGCCCAACCGGUCGGUACCUUAUUUCCGGUUCCGAAAAUGCAUUUUUUUACAUCUGGCAGAAGUCACUGGAGGUCGAACGCAUUCCGAGAUUCUCUCGCCUUCGUAAAGAUCGGAGUGAUUGUUGGGAAGCCAUCAAAGCUCAUGAUACUAUGGUCACGGUGGCUCUAUUCAGUCCGAACCCUAAUCUUGUAUUAGAUAAGCAGUUGCGCCGUUUGCAAAUGCCCUUCGGUCGAUGCUUGAAAGAACCUGGCAUCCAAGGAGUGUCCACUCCACUACGCCUGAGCGAGUUGCCUCCACAAGCGGACCCUCGACGCAAAAAUGCCUACUUGGGUGAAGUGAUCAUCUCGGCUGAUUGUAACGGAUGUAUUCGGGUGUUCAAAAAUGCCGCACCCUAAUCGCCACGUUGGAUUUGCCAUGUGCCAAAACCCUCUUUCCCUGCUCGUUUUUCAUCUUUUCGGUGAUUACUCCCCUCCCCAACAAGUGAAUGAGAUGCACAUUUAUACUAGUCAUCCAGCAGUGUUCCAACACUUCCUUACCCGGAGAUAUUUCGGAACGCAAACUUUAUCUCUUUAGGCUUUGGUUUUCCCUUCACUCUCCCCACUUACGUAUGUCGCCAUUGUAGUUGCAUGGAAUGUCCCAUUUACCUUCAUUCCUCAACUUUUCCGAUUGUUAUCUCAAUGUAUGUUAUUUUGACCCCUUUGGACCACUUUCACUCCUUAGUAGACACGAAUUGCACAGUUAGUUCCCAUCGAAUUCCGGCCUUUGUAAGGUGUGACAUCCACGAUUUUGCGGCUAUUUUUCAUCAACUCUGUUUUGUUGAAACGCACUUUCAACCACCAAGUUCGCAGCACUGCUCUUCUGUUUUCUCUUUAUCUGCCCAGAAAGUGGUUGUCAUGUGAACGAAUCCACAUAUACUAUUUGCUGACGUUCAACUAUCGGAAGCAUCACUGAUUCUAACUUCCAUUUCAUGCGGUACACGAGAUUGUUUGGGUCUCUUUGCUCCAUUGUGUUCCGAUUCGCGUCCUCUGUUGACUUUGAAGCAAGCUUUCUGCGCUUUGAUUCCACUCCUGUCUGUGAAAUAAGUUCGAAACGAAUGCCGAUAUUCCGUAACACAAAAUCCAUCUGCUUCAGACACUGACUCCGAUGACAAUGCUGAUCCCGAUGAAUUGAUUGACCCCCAGGAAGCUCAAGGCACUUUGCGCAGACCUGUGUGGCGAGAAAGAGAGGCCAAGGACAUUCUCCAUAUUGAGGUCCCUUUCAGUGAUGUUGCUCCAUCAACAAAUACCACAAGCGAGCCUCAUGAAUAUUUCAAAAAAUUCUCACACCAGACCUG